Messenger RNA from Meloidogyne enterolobii, 612 nucleotides. The record is from the annotation of a GenBank genome assembly. Lineage: Eukaryota; Metazoa; Nematoda; Chromadorea; Rhabditida; Meloidogynidae.
GUUGAUCAACUAACAGGAAAAAUUUCACAAGUAAAAGAGAUAAGCACAUUAACAAGCCAAAACAAAGAAUGGUCUAUAAAAUUGCCAAAAACAGACCUACAAAUAUUCAGAAAACUAGUAAUAACAAACUUGUCCCAUCCGCAACUAGAAAUGCUGCAAUUAAUAAAAAGUUUCCAAAUAAAUGAAUUUAAUCCCUACAAAAUUGCAACAAAAUCGAAGGGGGAAGGUCCUAGCGGAAAAAGAUAUUCCUUGGAUGCCGGAAUCCUCCAAACAUUAUGGCCAGUCCUAGAUAUAUGGAUGAUAUUAACCAGAGUCGUUGUACUCUCGGUUUUGGUAACCUGGUUCCUUAAGCUUUAUAAUUGGUAUGUCAGUAUCAGAAUGAAGCGCACGAUUAAGCAUGAAUUGAAUAAAGAUAUUUUAAAUCGAAACUACAAACAGAUAGUGGAACCACCACUCAACCAAGAAGCAAACUCAGAAAAACAACGUACCAUGAAGAAUUGCCGAAGCUCAAAUUUCGUCGGCAUCAGAUGUAAAAGACGUACGUUAAAAAGAAAGUAUCGAAACUGUCACGUUUCGAGAUUUUCGAAGGGGAGUGUCGCGAGCACACAUUGA